This is a messenger RNA of Jaculus jaculus (lesser Egyptian jerboa), 3645 nucleotides long. RefSeq names its product pleckstrin homology and RUN domain containing M1 (gene Plekhm1). The record is from RefSeq and is a predicted model, not a curated record. The transcript is spliced from 12 exons. The coding region runs from base 156 to 3317 and encodes 1053 amino acids. NCBI's taxonomy places the organism in Eukaryota, Metazoa, Chordata, Mammalia, Rodentia, Dipodidae.
UUAGAUGUCCUGGAAGUCUUGCUUCUCUCCAGUCUGGUGCUUGGUGUGAAUGAAGAACUGGAGCACUGAUCCAGGAGUCGAGAGACCCAGACUUCAGUUAGCUUCCACCCGCAGGUGUCAUGUGAGUGUCUUCAGGAGUUGCUGCCUGAGUGGAAAUGCUCUCAGUGGUAGAGAGUGGACUGGACCCCCGGGCUGCCAUCCAGGUCAUCAAGAAGAAGCUGGUGGGAUCCGUGAAGGCUCUGCAGAAGCAGUAUGUCUCCCUGGACACAGUGGUCACUAGUGAAGAUGGAGAUGCUAACACCAUGUGCAGUGCCCUGGAGGCCGUGUUCAUUCAUGGCCUGCAUGCCAAGCACAUUCGUGCUGAGACUGGAGGAAAAAGGAAGAAACACACCCACCACAAAAUUCUGCCCCAGCCUGUCUUCUGGCCCCUCUUGAAAGCUGUCACCCACAAACACAUCAUCUCAGAAUUGGAGCACCUGGUCUUUGUCAACACGGAUGUGGGCCGCUGCCGGGCCUGGCUGCGGCUGGCCCUCAAUGAUGGCCUGAUGGAGUGCUACCUGAAACUGCUCCUGCAGGAGCAGGCCCGGCUGCGCGAGUACUAUCAGCCCUCAGCCCUGCUACGAGAUGCCGAGGAGGGCGAGUUCCUCCUUAGCUUCCUGCAGGGACUGACGUCCUUGUCCUUCGAGCUCUCCUACAAGUCAGCCAUCUUAAAUGAAUGGACUCUCACUCCAUUGUCUCUGUCUGGGCUUUGCCCGCUGUCUGAGCUUGAGCCUCUCACAACCUCUGGGGCAGAACUACAACGGAAGGAGUCUCUAGAUUCCAUUUCCCAUUCUUCAGGCUCUGAGGACAUUGAAGUCCAGCACUCGGGCCAUAAGAUCCGCCGAAACAAGAAUCUCACUGCCUCCUCCCUCAGCCUGGACACGGCCAGUUCAUCCCAGCUGUCCUGCAGCCUAAACUCUGAUAACUGCCUUCUCCAGGAGAAUGGUUCCAAGAGUCCUGACCAUUCUGAGGAGCCCAUGUCCUACGACUCAGACUUGGGCACAGCAAAUGCUGAUGACUCUGACAGGUCUCUGCAAGAGGUAUUAUCGGAAUUCAGCAAAGCCCAAGUAAACUCUGUGCCAACCAGCAGACCAAGCCAAGAGACAGAGGCCCCUGCAUUCCCGGCCCCACUCCUCAUCCACAGCCACCUGCACUUUGAGGGGCCUGCAGAGCUACUCCCUGUCCAAGCAUCUUCUGGAACCUCACAUGGUGGCCACAAGCAGGAGCCACUUCCCCGGGAGCCUGAUGUCCCAGAGGUGCAGCAGCUGGACACUGCCCAAGCUGUUCCUGUGGGGAGCACUUCAGACAAGCUGGCUUUGAGUCCUGGGAGUGGAGCAGCCAGCCAGUGGAGUGAACGGCACAAGACCCUGGAGUAUGGUGGUGUCAGACCGAAGCUUGUGGUAUCCUCUCCCACUAGUCCGAAAGGCAAGAGCUGGAUUUGCGAAGAUGACUUCUACAGGCCCCCCCAGGAGCGCGCCCCUGAGAAAACUUCAGAGUGUGCGGCAGCUUCUUCCCAAAGGCCUGCUCUCCUCAGGCAUUUUUCUCAAGGACCAAGAAAGAGCAGCUCCUUGGGGGCAUUAGACAAAGCUUGUGAGCCUUCACCAGAUAGCAGGAAAGCCAGAGCUACUCCGGAGGUGGUGCAGGAGCAUAAGAAUUUCCGUGUGGUGCACCGAAGGCAGAUGGGCCUGUCCAACCCAUUCCGGGGCCUCGUGAAACUGGGCACAGUGGCACGACGGGGGGCCAUGGGCAUCUGGAAGGAGCUCUUCUGUGAGCUGUCGCCACUGGAGCUCCGCCUCUACCUGAGCGAUGAGGAGCGCACCUGUGUGGAAAGCUACUCCCUGCUACGUUGUGAGGCUGUGGGGCUGGCACACAGCGAUGGGCGCUUUGAGCUGGUCUUCUCUGGCAAAAAGCUGGCACUACGCACCUCCUCCCAAGAUGAAGCUGAGGACUGGCUGGACCGUGUGCGGGAGGCCCUGCAGAAGGUGCGGCCUCAGCAGGACGAUGAAUGGGUAAACAUCCAGUACCCUGACCAGCCUGAGGACAUCCCCCAGGCCCCGCCGGGUGCCCAGCCUUCUCACUCAACCCUGCUGCCAGAGCCUGCAGACCCCCAGCGCAUGCAAUUAGACUGGACGUCUGCUCAGCUUCCGGAGCCAGACGCUAUUAAAGAGUCACUUUUGUACUUGUAUGCAGACCGGACCUGGGUGCCUUAUAUUUUUUCCCUGUCCUUGGAGUCUUUGAAAUGCUUCCGGGUGAGAAACAAUGAGAAGAUGCUAAGUGAUAGCCAUGGAGUGGAGACCAUCCGAGACAUCCUGCCAGACACGAGCCUCGGGGGCCCCGCCUUCUUCAAAAUCAUCACAGCCAAGGCCAUCCUGAAACUGCAGGCCAGGAACACCGAGGAAGCCGCCGCGUGGAGGGACCUGGUCCGCAAAGUCCUGGCGUCCUACUUGGAGACAGCCGAGGAGGCUGUGACGCUGGGUGGCAGUCUGGACGAGAACUGCCAGGAGGUGCUCAAGUUUGCCACCAGGGAAAAUGGCUUCCUGCUGCAGUACCUGGUGGCCAUCCCCACGGAGAAGGGUCUCGACUCCCAGGGCUGCUUCUGUGCAGGCUGCUCACGACAGAUUGGCUUUUCCUUUGUACGGCCCAAGCUCUGUGCCUUCUCUGGCCUCUAUUACUGUGAUAUCUGCCACCAAGAUGAUGCCUCAGUGAUUCCGGCCAGGAUCAUCCACAACUGGGACCUCACCAAGCGCCCGGUCUGUCGGCAGGCCCUGAAGUUCCUGGCACAGAUCCGGGCCCAGCCCCUCAUCAACCUGCAGCUGGUGAACGCCUCUCUGUAUGAGCAUGUGGAGCGCGUGCAGCUCAUUGGCAGGAGCCGGGAGCAGCUGAAGCUUCUCGGGGACUACCUGAGCCUGUGCCGAAGUGGCGCCCUGAAGGAGCUGAGCAAGAGGCUGGGCCACAGGAAUUAUCUCUUGGAAUCUCCCUACAAGUUCAGUGUUGCUGACCUCCAGCAGAUAGCAGAGGGGAUGUACGAAGGGUUCCUAAAGACCCUGAUUGAGUUUGCCUCCCAGCACGUCUACCACUGCGACCUGUGCACCCAGCGAGGUUUCAUUUGCCAGAUCUGCCACCACCAUGACAUCAUCUUCCCCUUUGAGUUUGACACCACAGUCAGGUGUGCUGAGUGCAAGACUGUCUUCCACCAGAGCUGCCAAGCAGCCAUGAAGAAAGGCUGUCCUCGCUGUGCCCGCCGGCGCAAGUACCAGGAACAGAAUAGUCUCAGCUAACCCUGAUGUCCUGACCCACCGAGGCCAGGGGAACUGCAGCUCAGUCAUGGGGCUGGGUUUUCUUGGCUCCUUGGUCUCUCCCAGGACAACCCUCAGGUGUGGACAGAUCUCAGCCCUCCAGAGAAAGCCCAGAAAGCCCCAUGGCCCCACCACUUCUCUGUUUCAGGAGAAGAGGGACCCGGCCACAUGCUCCUUUCCUGGGCCUUUUGACGGGUCUGGCUCGCCUCACUAUCACGGCACCUCCAUUAGGGCUGUCAUACACUGUGGAAAUGAGACUUGGAGAACAUUUUCGACUCUACAUUCCUGAUUAAAAGGUCUAGUUUUUUAA